Molecule: messenger RNA, 2742 nt
Organism: Alternaria viburni
Lineage: Eukaryota; Fungi; Ascomycota; Dothideomycetes; Pleosporales; Pleosporaceae
Exons: 2
Coding region: 1-2742 (913 amino acids)
Biological process (GO): intracellular calcium ion homeostasis; calcium ion transmembrane transport
Cellular component (GO): membrane
Molecular function (GO): calcium channel activity; calcium ion binding
Source: RefSeq, a predicted model, not a curated record
AUGGAGAACCGCGGCGAUAUCCCCCUCCAGACUGUCGUCAGCCACACCCCCACGCAAUCGUCGCCUACGUCCGGCAAUGAGAAGUCGGAGAAGUCACACAUGUUCUCGCGGGGACGCAGGAAGGUGGCUUUGGCGCCGGUGGACUCCAGGACAGGAGCGCCGUUGCCUCCCCGCCCCCAUGAAGAGAAGACGGCCCUCAACCGCAUGGGCAGGAUCUACACCAAGAUCCUGAACUGGAGCAUUGUCACGCGCUACAUGAUCUAUGUCGCUCCUGUUGCGCUGCUACUCGCCAUUCCCAUCAUCCUCUCGCAAACCGGCACAAUCACUGGUUCAAUCGGCGGCACAGGCCAGAAGAAGUUCUGGAUCUGGAUCGAGAUCAUCUGGCUUAGUUUCUGGGUCAUGAAGAUUGUGGCACACUUCCUCCCCAACAUCUUCGAAUUCCUCAUCGGUGUGGUCAGCCCUGGUGUCAAGAAAUAUGCGCUGCUCUUGAGGGCUCUCGAGAAGCCGCUGUCUUUCGUUUUCUGGAUGAUUGUUAACCAGGCUACGUUCCCUGCACUUAUCCGACCUGUUGCUGGUAGAACUGGCGAGAACUACCCAGGAUGGAUUGGCACGAUGCAGUCGGUUCUGCUUGCCCUCCUUGUCUGCACCAUCAUCAUCCUCGCCGAACGCGUCUUGAUCCAGCUCAUCAGUAUCAGCUACCACCGCAAGCAGUUUGACGACAAGAUCAAGGAGUCGAAGCGCAACAUCUACCUCCUCGGUAUCCUCUACGACACUUCGCGAGCGCUUUUUCCCGCCUACUGCAACGAGUUCGCUGAGGAAGAUUACAUCAUCCAGGACACAAUUUUGGAUCUCGGAUUUGGCAGCAAGGGCAAGGGCACGGCUAAGCAUGGCCGCUCAGGCAGUCGCACUCCCAUGCGUCUCAUCCAAGAAGUUGGCCGAGAUGCUGGUCGCAUUGGUGAUAAAAUCACAUCUGUCUUUGGUACCAUUGCUUCUGAGAUUACCGGAAAGAAGGUCUUCGACCCCAACUCUGCUCACUCCGUCGUCUUAACUGCCUUGGAGAGAAACAAGAGUGCCGAAGCUCUGGCUAGGCGUAUCUGGAUGUCUAUGGUCGUCGAAGGCAAGAAUGAGCUCUACCUGGAGGAUCUUGUCGAGGUCAUGGGCCCUGGCCGCCAGGAAGAGGCGGAAGAGUGCUUCGCUGCAAUCGACCGCGACGGAAAUGGCGACAUCAGUUUGGAAGAGAUGAUCUUGACUGUGACUGACUACGCCAGACAGCGCAAGUCUAUCAACUCCAGUAUGCACGAUGUCGACCAAGCUAUCAACGCCCUCGACGGUCUCAUUAUGACUAUCGCUGUCAUCGUCUGCAUCUUCGUCUUCGUCGCUUUCCUCGCCCCGGCUUUCCGCACCACCCUUGCUACAUCCGCGACCGCCCUCCUAUCGCUUUCCUUCGUAUUCGCGACAACCGCACAAGAGGUUCUCGGUUCCUGCAUUUUCCUCUUCGUCAAGCACCCGUACGAUAUCGGCGAUCGCGUCGACAUUACCACCGAGCAGCUCACUGUAGAGCACAUCGCUUUGCUCUACACCGUGUUCAAGCGCGUCACCAACGGAAAGACUGUCCAAAUACCCAACAUUGUCCUGAACUCGCUGUGGGUGGAAAACAUCACACGAAGCAAGGCCAUGCGAGAACAAGUUUCGGUAUUCUGCGACUUCGGUACCUCAUUCGAGGACAUCAAUCUGCUCAAGAUGGAGAUGAUGAGCUUCGUUCGCGAUCCGGCUAACGCCCGCGAGUUCCACUCUGAUAUCGACAUCGAGGUUGUCAGCAUCGCCGAGAUGAACAAGCUCGAGCUUCGUGUCGAGAUCCGCCACAAGAGCAACUGGUCCAACGAGUCACUUCGCGCUUCUCGCCGAUCCAAGUUCAUGUGCGCGCUCGUCGUCGCUUUGCGCAAGGUUCCGAUUAACGGUCCUGCUGGAGGCGACGCUGCUCUUGGCUCGCAAGACAAGCCCACCUGGUCCGUCGCAGUACCACCCGCUGAGGCUGUCGCAGCGUACGAGAAAUACAAGGCCAGCGCCGAUGCCGGCCGUCUCCGCCCACUCAACCCCAAGGAAGAGGACACCGGUAGGACUUCUGGCACUGACUACUUGGGCGUCGGGACAGAAGGCAACGCAAUCACCGCCCUCAACAACAGGAAGCCAGGUCUAGACACCAUCCGCGACGACACCUGGGAAGCUCGCGGCGACGACUCUAGCACCAUCGGCCGUCCCAGCACAGACCAGCGACCUGACCUUGACGAAGUCCGCGGUCUCCUCCGCAAGGCCAGUUCCGCUGGAAAGCGAAAGGGCGGAACCACACUCUCGCCAUUCGGCUCGCGCGUCUCCGUCGAUACACCACGCCAGAACCCGCCUCCACCACUCCCACUCCACGUAGUACCCUCCGGCGGCCAAAGCACAUAUGCGCCCCCGCCAGGCGGCCCCCUACCCCCGCCAUCGAUGCCUCGCAGCACUGCACCCGGAUCGCCUAGUUCCAUUUCCACAGGACAGGUAGAAGAGUACUCGUACCAGACUAUGGUACCACCACCUCGCUCACGCAGCCGACCGCGCGCACCACAAGUAGAGGAGGAUGAGGGCGAGAGGCGAUGGGAUAUCAAUGCGAAUGCGCCACAACGCGCCCCGUCGAAUAAUAACCCGUAUAGGAGUCCGGGGUCGCCGCAGCAGGGCGGGUUUCAGCAGCAGUUUAAGAGGGAGUAG